AUGGUCCUGCAGCAGCAGCAGCAGGACAGCAGCAGCAGCAGCGGGCGGUGGGUUUGCUGCGCUGCAGAGGGCCCCAGCAGCAGCAAGCUGCUCAGCCGAGAGAAAAGAUGGCAGCAAAACAGAAGCAGCAGCAGCAAAGGCCCAAAGCAGAAGCGGCAGCAGCAAAAGCCCAGAACAAAAGCAGCUCGAAGCAAACCAACGCAGCCAGCGCAGCAAAGCCCAGCUGACCCAGCAGCAGCAGCAGCAGCAGCAGCAGACAGCCGAGAGCAGCAAAACAGCAACAGCGGCAAACGGCCGAGAGCAGCAAAAGAGCAGCAGCAAACGGCCGAGCGCAGCAAACCAGCAGCAGCAAACGGCCAAGCGCAGCAAACCAGCAGCAGCAAGCGGCCGCGAGCAGCAAAGCAGCAGCAGCAGCAGCAGCAGCACCUGGAGUCCGCUUCUUUCCAGGUGCACAGCCAGCUCUCCACUCCUUUAUGA
This is a messenger RNA of Eimeria tenella, 477 nucleotides long. RefSeq lists its product as uncharacterized. Lineage: Eukaryota; Apicomplexa; Conoidasida; Eucoccidiorida; Eimeriidae. The transcript has a single exon. Bases 1 to 477 code for a protein of 158 amino acids. The record is from RefSeq and is a predicted model, not a curated record.